This is a messenger RNA of Nomascus leucogenys (northern white-cheeked gibbon), 2779 nucleotides long. RefSeq names its product HEAT repeat-containing protein 6-like. The record is from RefSeq and is a predicted model, not a curated record. Lineage: Eukaryota; Metazoa; Chordata; Mammalia; Primates; Hylobatidae. The transcript has 17 exons.
AUGGCUGCUGUGCAAGUUGCCGGCUUGUUGCCUUCGGGGCAGCAGCGGGAGGCACCGCGGGAAGCAAUCCCUGAGCGAGGCAAUGGGUUUCGCCGCUUGUCUGCCAGGCUCUGCGCCCUGCGCCCGGAUGACAGCAGCUCCGCCCGCACCGAGAUCCACCUGCUCUUCGAUCAGCUCAUCUCCGAGAACUACAGCCAGGGCAGUGGUGUGGCCCCGCAGGACGUUAGUGCUCUUCUUGUCCAGGCAUGCCGACUGGUACCUCUUAAUCAGAAUCAUCUUGUCAGCAAAGCGUCCCAGCUUAUCCACCAUUUACUUGACAGAUUACAGGUAAUUAUUGAUGAACAGCACUUGGAUUUCCUGUUGGCAUAUACUAUUUCAGCUAUUCAUCAGUGUAGUUCCUGGACACACAUGGAAAUUCUUCAAGCCCUGGCAGCUCUGGUGUACUGCAAUGGCUCAAAAUGUCAAAAGUACCUCCCAGAGCUGCUAGGCAAGACCGGACUCUUAAUGAAGUUGAGUGACUUGGCUCAGUCUGAUCCCGAAGUCAGGAGAGCUGCAGUACAUUGUAUGGCAAACUUAUGUCUCAGUAUGCCAGGACAGCCGUAUUUGGAGGAGCCCUACCAAAAUGUCUGUUUCCAAGCUUUCCUGACUAUUUUACAAUCUCCAAAAUCGUCUGAUAUGGAUGAUAUCACAUUUUGCAUGUUAUUGCAAAAUGCAUUAAAAGGUAUACAGUCACUUCUAAAUGGUGGGAGAAUGAAACUAACACAGACCAAUGAACUUGGAGCAGUUCUAGCUGUGCUAAAGAAAUUCAUGUUUCACGGACUCCCUGGACUAAACAUAGAGAUGCCCACGGUGUUAUACCCAACUCCGCUUCCUCAGUAUGAUGGGCGAACACCUAUCAAACCACAGCAAUCAGAAUCCAGUGCUUCUCGACCAACUUUGAAUAAAAAGAAAAAGUCCAGAGUAAAACCAAAGAAAAUCCAGCAAGGAGAGGAGAAGGAAAAGGAAUCCAGUGGUGAAAUAGAGGCAGCCCCAGUCACUGGCACAGGCAGAGUGAACCUGCAUGAAGGGAACACUUGGUGUCCCUCCUCCCUGGGUGUCCAGAGUUUGCCUUUAGAUGGAAGUGGAGCUGCAGGAAAAGAUGGAGUCUCCUCACCCUUCAGUUCUUCCAGUUGGAAAAGGGUCAGCAGUAGUGAGUCAGACUAUUCUGAUGCUGAAGGAGGCAUGCAGAGUAAAAUGAGGUCUUACCAAGCUAAAGUUCGCCAAGGAGCCUUAGUUUGUUUUCUUUCAACUAUAAAAUCGAUAGAAAACAAAGUUCUUUAUGGCUACUGGUCAGCCUUUAUUCCUGAUACACCUGAACUUGGCAGCCCACAGUCAGUGUCCUUGAUGACUCUUACAUUGAAAGACCCUUCUCCAAAGACACGUGCCUGUGCUCUGCAAGUUUUAUCUGCCAUCUUGGAAGGCUCAAAGCAGUUUCUUUCUGUUGCUGAAGAUACCAGUGACCACAGAAGGGCUUUUACCCCCUUCUCCGUAAUGAUCGCUUCCAGCAUUAGAGAGUUGCACAGAUGUCUUUUGUUAGCUUUGGUGGUGGAGUCAUCCUCACAGACCCUUACUCAGAUAAUUAAGUGCCUUGCAAAUUUAGUAUCAAAUGCACCUUAUAAUCGUCUAAAACUCAGCCUGCUGACCAAAGUCUGGAACCAGAUAAAGCCUUAUAUUCGCCACAAAGAUGUUAAUGUUCGUAUGUCAAGUCUCACACUCUUGGGAGCUAUAGUGUCCACCCACGCACCUUUACCUGAAGUCCAGCUACUUCUGCAACAGCCAUGUUCUUCUGGACUCAGUAAUAGCAAUUGAGCAACCCCUCACCUCAGCCCUCCUGAUUGGUGGAAGAAAGCCCCUACAGGACCCUCUCUGGAAGAAACGUCAGUUAGCUCACCUAGGGGAUCUUCAGAGCCCUGCUGGCUCAUUCGACUCUGCAUUUCCAUUGUCGUACUGCCCAAGGAGGAUCCCUGUUCAGGUAGCGAUGCUGGCUCUGCAGCAGGAGGCAACUACGAACCAUCCCCCAUGCGACUGGAGGCCUUACAGGUAUUGACUCUUCUGGCAAGGGGCUACUUUUCAAUGACUCAAGCCUACUUGAUGGAGCUUGGAGAGGUGAUUUGCAAGUGCAUGGGGGAAGCAGAUCCAUCCAUUCAGCUUCAUGGAGCAAAGCUUCUGGAAGAACUGGGCACAGGCUUAAUACAGCAACAUAAACCGGACUCCACUGCAGCACCUGAUCAGAGAGUGCCAGUCCUCUUGGUGGUGAUGUUCUGGACUAUGAUGCUGAACGGUCCUUUACCCAGAGCCCUGCAGAAUUCGGAGCACCCAACUCUCCAGGCGAGCGCCUAUGAUGCCCUGUCUUCCAUCUUGCCAGAGGCCUUCAGCAAUCUGCCGAAUGACAGGCAGAUCCUGUGCAUCACAGUGCUGCUUGGGCUGAAUGACAGCAAGAAUCGCUUAGUGAAAGCUGCAACUUCACGGGCCCUGGGAGUCUAUGUACUUUUUCCCUGUCUCAGACAGGAUGUCAUAUUUGUUGCAGAUGCAGCAAAUGCAAUAUUGAUGUCACUUGAAGACAAGUCUCUAAAUGUUCGAGCCAAAGCAGCCUGGUCCCUGGGCAACCUGACAGACACUGUGAUUAUCAACAUGUAGGUGACUGAGCUUGCUUUCCCCAGCUGACUUCUGAGAUUGAGGGCCCAAGAGAAUGUCGUCGGUCCCUACCAUGAAAGUAUCAGCAGUAGUUCCCGCAUAUUAU